GUAUUCACGCUGUUCGGGAGCUGCAUGAGGUUCUUCACAACACCGGCUUGGUAGCCUCAGCAACAAACAGAUGGCUGAAAAAUUAUCAGAGGAGAAUGGACAGACGUUGCCAGAGCCCAAGGAAGAGGAAGAAGAAGAGGAGAUGGAGGUCACAAUGACAACGCAACUAGAAAAUCUAAAUGUAACCCCCACCGACGCAGAGACAUCUUCAAAUACACAAACACAUCCAGAGUCAACAGGAGCAAUGCUUUCUUCAGACACUGUGUGUAGACCAGAGGACUGUGAUGAUGAUGAUUCAGAGGAUUCAGACAGUGACAGCUCGUCUUCCUCCUCCUCCUCUUCAUCGUCCUCCUCAUCCUCGUCUUCUCCCUCUGCCCCCAUUUUUGAGGAUGAUGAUGAUGACGAGGGUUUCAGCCAACCAGCUCCAAUCAAAACUAGAGAUGAAGUUCUGCUCGAGGAGCUGCCAGCAGUGGAGGAGGUGUGCGUGUUGUUACCAGAAGAUGCAGAGCUGCAGCCUAUAGGAACCAUCUCUAGCAUUAUACAGCAACUUGUUGUCAUCCAGUCUCUGAAAGACACGCCCCCUCUGACUGAUGACAGCAUCAUCUUUACAUCUGACAGGCUUGCGGUUGGCAAGGUGUUCGAGGUGUUUGGCCCAGUGACAAGCCCGCUGUAUAUUUUGCGUUUUAACUCCUUGGACCAGAUAAGCAGCAAGGGGCUGAAGGAGGGAGUGACGGUGUAUUACGCACCGACCAUCAAAGAGUACACAAGAGUCAUCCUCACACAACAGCUCAAACUCAUAAAAGGAUCUGAUGCCUCUUGGAAGAAUGACCAAGAACCACCAGAGGAGGCUUUAGAUUAUAGUGAUGAUGAGAAAGAGCAGGAAGCCAAGAGGAAAGGGAAAAACAAAAAGAAGAGGGACAACAACAGUACAGAUAAUCCUGCCAACGUUACCCAUAACACCUUGCAACAGCAGCGUAACGUCCGGGGUUUCCAACCAAGGCACGCAGGAAAUCCACACAGGCACCAGAACCCGAGGAAUAAACACCCACCUUUCAGCCACACACCCCCUCCACCCAGACACCCACACCCACCUCCUGGACACACAAAUGUCCCUCCCAUGUACCUCCCCCCUCCCUGCCCUUACCCUCCGCCUCCUCACCUUUUCCCUCCACCCAACUUCCCUCUGUAUCCCCCACCUCCUCCUCCUCCUCCUUCUUACUUCAAUCCAUCUUUCUCCUCUCAUCUCUGGCCACCAAACUCUAUCCCCUUCGCCGACCUCCCUCCUCCUCCUCCGCCUCCUCCACCCCCACCUCCUCCUCAGUGAAGCCCUCUGUACACGUACACACUAACCAGAGCUCCUGCUGGUGAGUUGAUGUUUUGGUUUAUUCUUGUUGGAGGAAUGUGUCAUUUCUUUGUCGACUGUCAUACAGGACAGCUGGACUUAUUAUCUCUGUGUCAAUCACUGGCUCUGCUUGUAAGCAGUGCUAAUUAGGCUGAAAAAUCAUUGAUUAUGAAUUCAAAUUUAUAUAGCUGAUAAAACCCAGUGAUGUACAGUGACAAACCACAUAUUAAGUCACUGCAGUGUUUUAAGUUUUGAUUAUUAUUUUAUUUUUCUCACUGGUACAGACUUGUUUACCAUGUAGAUCUCCUGAGGGAAAGUAGUCCCUGAUUAAAUUGAUAUUUUUAUUUGUAAUAUUCCAAGUCAAUAUGACUUUUUUUUUCCAAUCAAAUGCCACAGAAAGCCAGUCUUAUCAUCCCAGCAGCAGAGUUUUUCUCUCCAAGACGUUUCUUUAUGCUGGCUUAAAAGGUCUGUAGAAUUCCUUUUCGGUAUCAAUACUGUCAUGUCUUUACUGCCACAAAACGACACGUGUGCGCACAUACAAACAAAAAAUCCUGACCCACCAAAAUUUGUUUUGUUUUUAUCUUCUUCGACUGCUGAAUUUGGUAUGAAUUCAGCCUUACGCCUUGUUCGCACACACACACACACUGAAAUACUGGAGAAGCAACAGGCUGCCAUCCAUUGCCAUUCUAAUUUAUCCAGUCGUAUGAACUUUCCAAACGUGCAUUUUCACUAAAGUGCUACAGUACAAAUGCACUUACGCCUGCGAGUAGCGUGCCCUGAGUGUACCUGAAUACAUGCUUGUAUAUUUGAGUUCAAACUCAUUCCCAAGCCUGCUACUCUGCCAUGCAUCAGACUGUACUGUUUAAAAUCGAAUACAUGCAAUAUUAAUCACACGUAAAAAGCAGUUUAGAAAAAGUUUGUUUUGAUUACCGAUUUGAACACCUUUCUACUAAUUAUGAUAAUUACUGCUAUAUUUUCAAUUCUCCACUAAGGCUUUGUACUUAAAACCUUUCCCAGUGUCAUCUGUUAGUUCUUGUUGCCCUCAUAGAGUCAUCAUGUCUGCAAACAAUGGAAGAAAAUGUGAUGGUUUUGUGGUCUGAAAAAAUAGACUAUGAAAGAACUGUUCAGUUUGGAUUCAGAUGAAGCUACAUGUUUUCAGACCUUCAAGGACUUUGCAGUGGCAUUUGUUGAAAGUAAUCAACUGUCCUGUCAGAAUGUGAAAGUCAUUGUCACUCAUAUGUGAUAUUGUAUAUGGACUGUAUUUUUUACCAGAAUGCUUUGUAAAUAUCAGUAUUUUCCCGUUUGAUGAGCCGUGUCGAUGGGAAAUAAAUGUCUCUGUGUAAGACUGA
This is a messenger RNA of Plectropomus leopardus (leopard coralgrouper), 2691 nucleotides long. RefSeq lists its product as uncharacterized. Gene Ontology annotation, molecular function: RNA binding. Gene Ontology annotation, cellular component: sno(s)RNA-containing ribonucleoprotein complex. NCBI's taxonomy places the organism in Eukaryota, Metazoa, Chordata, Actinopteri, Perciformes, Serranidae. The record is from RefSeq and is a predicted model, not a curated record. Gene Ontology annotation, biological process: box H/ACA snoRNP assembly; ribosome biogenesis; pseudouridine synthesis.